CUUCCUGCUGCAGCUGGCCGCUGAGCACCAGUGCUACGAGUGCAAUUGGUGUCGGGGAAGCCGAGAGAGCUGUAACGUUACCUUUAACACUUACAACCUACCCACUAAGAGCUUAUGACCGCCUCCGGUGCAGAAUAAUACACUCAAAAGCUUUUUGCCUUUUCCUGUGGUGAAGGAUCACAUGAAUUCUUUGGCCCAGUGAAACAGGAAGCUGUGGGCCUCAGUGAAGCCUCAAUAUACUUCCCAAAGAUGGACUUAAAAUGGAGCAAGUUAAUGCUGGGUUACUUUUGUUGGGGUGUGAAUUAAUGUGACCUAUCUUUUUUGGGGGGGAAUUAAUAAACAAAUUCUCUUAGCAAUUGUUCAUAAAAUAACAUUAAAGAGUGUACAAUAAAGCUCAUUACCUGAAUUGUUUAUUUUAUAAAGCUGUCUGACCAUCUUUAUCAAGUAGUAAUUUAUUGAGUAAAUUCAAAGGUCACUAAGUCUUUGAAUGGGGGAAUUGGAGGGAGGGGGGCCCCGAUUCAGCUGUAUUUCUAACAAAUCUUUUGAAAGUUCUCAGAGACCAAAUGUUGGUGGUUACAUUUUCUACUCUUCCAGCGGGGUAGGGCUGGGGUGGGGGGGCUGGCUAAAGUUUGGUUAUUCCACCCACCAGGACCCAUACGUGUGACUGGCCUAAAUCGGGCAGAAAGAGCUCAGAACAAGAGCCGUUUGUGGCUAGUACAAAAGUGCUGAAGCGCUGCGAUCGGGAAGAAACUGCUAUGUUAAUGCCAGUGCUGCCCGCCAGGACAGGACAAGCAUGUUUCCGAAGGGCACGAAGCGUAAGUGUUUGGACGGUGGUGGCGGAGAUGAAGAGGCCGCCUCGGCGAGUGUGAAGACGGCGUCCUACAGCCUGCAGCGGCAGUGCCUGCUGGACAUGUCGCUCAUCAAGCUGCAGCUCUGCCACAUGCUGGCCGAGCCCAACCUCUGCCGCUCCGUGCUCAUCGCCAACACGGUGCGGCAGAUCCAGGAGGAGAUGACCCGCGACGGCAGCUGGCAGAUCAUGACCGAGGCCCUCAGCGCCGGCCAGGGCCUGUCCGAGCGCCUGGUGGCCUCCGAGAUCCUGUGCCGGCCCGCGGCGGGGAGCAAGGGCGAGGAGGAGCCCGAACCCUUCACCGCCGCCGGGGGGCGUCAGGAGGAGGAGGUGGAGGCGGAGGAGGAGGAGGUCGCCGAGGAGACGCUGCGGGUGGUGGCGGCCGAGGCGGACUCCGCUUACGUGCCGGAGGCCGCAGACCCCUGCUGGGAGGCCGGGGUCGGCGUGAAGGGGGAGUCCGAAGACGAGGACGCGGACGACGAGGGCUGCUGUUCGGGAGAGGGAGAGGGGGAGGAGGAGGAGCGGUCUGCGGAGGGCACCAAGGCCGCGGAGCAGGUCUACGGGACGUUCGAGAUCAAGAGCCCUGCGCCCAGUCCAGACCCGGCCCUGGAGGAGCUGUUCUCGGACGUUGACGCCUCGUACUACGACCUGGAUACCAUGCUGACGGGCAUGCAGGCCGCGCCCAAGGUGGGGCCUUACGACCUGCUGGAGAACCUGUCCUCACACGGGCCCAGCGCCACCUGCCGGACCGACCUCAAUGAGCUGGACCACAUCAUGGAGAUCAUUGUGGGCUCAUGAAACUCUUUCUUUCCUUUUUUUUUUUUAUACAGAGAAUUGUAUCCAUGUCCUUAUUUUUGUCCAAGCUCCCUAUGAGCCUAUGUGUGUGCCUGCAUUUGUCUGUCCAUUCGCCACUAUGUGUGUGCGUGCUUUCGUGUUUACAUCUGUGUGUGUCUGUGGGUAUGCGUGAAAUGCGUUUACAUGGAAUGCAAGUUACAUCGAGGGCUCUUUCAGGACAAGUUGCCAUGUCACGAAGGGUCAAGAUUGAACAAGCUGACCAUUGUAAUUUCACUGAAAUACUUUUGGUAAGUUUCCUAACUUGUGCUGUAUUUCUUUGUUUUUUUUUCUUCUUGUUUGUCCAUUCCUUUACUCUUAGAUUUACCUUGUGUUUUUAUUUAUUGUAACUAUAAAACACUACAUGGAUUUUUAACUGAACAAGCAACCAUAAUUUUAAAGCUGCACAUAUUUUCCUAAAAAAAAAAAAAAAAGAGAAAAAAACAUCAGAAAUGUAUGUAUAUAACUAUAUAUUUUUACAACAUAUAAAGGUUGGGAAAAGUAAAGAGUACAUAUAGGUUUCUGUUUUGUUUAUAGGUUUCACCUAAGAUGGGAGGAAACUUAUUUAGUCUUACAGACAGAUUCACACAGUGUCUUCCAAUGAGCUGAAAGAGCUUAAAUGUAUUUUAGAUUUCCAAAACGGUGUUAACGUUGUGAAGCACCUUAGUUUCUGUCAGUGUUUUGCCAUAUCCAUAGCCUCAUACUGUACGUCUCCUCCAGUCAUGCUCAUGUGUUAAACAGUUGCUGAAUAGCUUGCUUUUUCAUUAGUCUGCUGUUUGGGAGCCAUGUUCU
Conger conger (European conger) is the source of this 2470-nucleotide messenger RNA. Its product is annotated as cell division cycle-associated protein 4-like. Lineage: Eukaryota; Metazoa; Chordata; Actinopteri; Anguilliformes; Congridae. Bases 794 to 1645 code for a protein of 283 amino acids. Gene Ontology annotation, cellular component: nucleus. The transcript has 3 exons. The record is from RefSeq and is a predicted model, not a curated record. Gene Ontology annotation, molecular function: transcription regulator activity.